GCGAGAAUGAAUGCGUAUGCUGUGGCUCAUGGAAAGAGUAGGCAGCUAUUUUAUAUAUCCGUCGAAGCUUUUGUGAUAUCCCUACGAUCUCCAAAUCAAACACGGAAGACCAUUUUGUCAACGAAACCCUUCCCAUUCGUUGGCAGCAACAACUUUGUUUGGACCUUCCCGCCGUUUCGCCUCCAAAACCCAGCUCAAACCAUCCUCAUGUAGCGCACCUCAUCUCCCUUCAACUCACAAGACCACCUCUUCAAUCUUCGCAACUCCCACAACCAAACUCUGAAAGCGACUUCCAUCUCCUGCAACAACACUCCUCGAACUUAUCAAUACUUUCGCAAUGGCAAGCACCGGAGAUCGCCCAUAUGACCCAUACAUUCCCUCUGAGCCAGCGGCUGGCGGAGCUGGCGCUCAACCCGCACCAGGCAAUCAAAGAACGGCGGCGUUACAAGCACAAAUCGAUGAUACUGUUGGUGUAAUGCGAGAGAACAUCAACAAGGUCUCACAGCGUGGAGAACGCCUCGACUCCCUCCAAGAUAAGACCGAUAACCUCGCUGUAUCAGCUCAAGGAUUCCGCCGUGGUGCCAACAGAGUUCGUAAGCAAAUGUGGUGGAAAGACAUGAAGAUGCGAAUGUGUUUGAUUGGAGGCAUCGUCAUCUUGCUCAUCGUCAUCAUUGUUCCAACUGUUGUCGCCACACACAAGUAGAGGAACGGUGGUAGAGGAGGCAAGGUACAAAGGCAUGGUAGAUGGAAGGCUUGAGGGGCACGUUUGGUCUGCCUGGUGCUGUGGAAUCCAUUGGAUUGUGAUCCUCUCUGCGGCACUCGCUGGAAUCGAGCAAGCUCAACGAUGGUUUAGCGGUCUGGAGUUGUCAUUUGAAUUUACGCUAGUUUCUUUCUCGAAGGGCGUCACAUACAUUGAUGAGGGACUGCUUGAUCUGCCUGUCAUGGAAUUUCGACAGAUGGAUCAUAGCCGCUGCACUCAACCAACGGCAGGUGUAUAUUGUAGGACCUGAUAAGUGGAAAUAAUUGAGAUAUCACGACAGUUUCACGAUCUUGGCAGUGAUGAUAGGCUCUACUCUCUAGUUUUCUUCCCUUUCUUCUCUCUUUCUAGUUUCAAGGCUUCGUCAUUCUAGUAUACCAAUGAUAUCUGAACUACCUCUAGUCCAUCUAGCAAG
This is a messenger RNA of Hyaloscypha bicolor E, 1172 nucleotides long. RefSeq names its product synaptobrevin. The record is from RefSeq and is a predicted model, not a curated record. Lineage: Eukaryota; Fungi; Ascomycota; Leotiomycetes; Helotiales; Hyaloscyphaceae. Gene Ontology annotation, molecular function: SNAP receptor activity; syntaxin binding. Gene Ontology annotation, cellular component: SNARE complex; plasma membrane. The transcript has 4 exons. Gene Ontology annotation, biological process: vesicle fusion; vesicle-mediated transport. Bases 338 to 703 code for a protein of 121 amino acids.